CUGACGUCAGACCUCGACUUUUGCCGAUCAUUAUUAAAGAUAGAACUGCUCAUUGAAUUUUGUUGCGUCCACCUGCUCCUGUGCAGCACAUAUUUUUCAACAUCAGACCUAGCUAGCACUGAAGAUAAUCCAUUAAUAAAUCGAUUCCAGUAAUAAAUCCUUUACGGCAGCCUGUACUGAACUUUGUGCGAGAUUUAUUAUAAAUAUAUAUGCUAUUGCAUUACCCCAAACGACAAAAAUGACGGUCAUGAUUGCCCCCGACGCAAACGACAAAAGUAUCAUCUCGUUGAGCAAUGGCGAUAAAAUGCCACAAUUAGGAUUAGGAACGUGGAAGAGCAAACCAGGAGAAGUGGAGGCAGCGGUCAAGAGUGCUAUUGACGCAGGCUAUAGACAUAUUGACUGCGCAUACGCUUACGGAAACGAAUGCGAAGUUGGCAAUGGUAAUAGAGGAACCUGGUCUGAAAGCUCUUUAUUAGACAACAUGAUGUGCUGGCGUUAAGUUAAGGUGAUUUGCUCUAUGUAUCUCGUACGAACGUAUGGGCCCUUAACUACUCUGCUGCCCCACUGUGUUCCGGUGUAAGAAUAAAUAAUAAUAAGGGAGCACUCUAGGCGUUUCCGGUUCGCGAUAUACUUUGUUACCUCGUGGCCGUGACUAUCAUUCUACUGGCAAGGCUAUGCCUUGUUCUGAAUCAGUCAGAUUCUAGUCCUUUCGCAUUUAUUAAUAAACGACAUGAAGAACACCUUCACCUAGUUCUUGCACAAGUAUCACACGCUAGCUGUCAAGUUACAGGGUGUCCCUGCGCUGCUGUCAAGUUUAUUAAGAUGGUUCGGCUUGUCUCGUAUAAGCAACAGAACCCGGCGAAGACUUUAACACGGGAAGGCCACAGACAAAAGCCAAAGCCUCCACAAACAAAAGACAAGCCGCGGUGGCGGAACAUCCGAGGCCCAUGAAGGUGAAGGUGCAACGCGCAAGCCCAAGAACCACAAAAGAAGAAAGGGGGCACAAACUGCCAAGGCAAUCAAGACAAAGAAGAGGCGGAAGAAAACGAUGACGAAAGGAACCGAUAGGGGAAAAGUCGACGGCCGCAAGGAAGGACACAGGGGGCGCGUAGGGUAGAGUGGUCCCAUGGAACGGACAGAACUCAGGCGCGGACACCGGCAACGCAAGGUAUUGGGAACGGGGGUGAGGAGCCAAAGGGGUGGGGCAGGGCGAUGACACGUAGUACAUGGAUCCACGUGAAUACUAAGAAGCGAGAAGCUUCCCGGAAUCUUCCCAGAAUCUUCCCGGAUGAAUCUAUCCCGUCUUCUCGCUAGCAAUGGCCCCGGAAUCUUUCCAGAAACUUACCCCAGUCACGACUGGGAAACUUUCUGGAAACUUCCCAGAACCUUCUCAGAAUCUUCCCAGAAACUUCCGAAAAGUCACAAAAGUGGCGAAGUUUCUGGAAAGUUUCCGCGAAGUUGCUGCCUUCGGGAUUCACGUGGCUGGAUGUUUCUAAGGAAGGGGCGCCUCCGUGGGUAGCGUUGAUAAGCUGAGGCAAGGGCCACGCGCGGGAACAUACAAAGACGACGAGAGAAGCAGAGCGAGGGCAAGAGGCAAAAAGAAGGAGCGAGCCAACGCAGCACCAAGACCACCCGACCAAGGCGAGCGACACAGACAGAGGCACACGCCGGCACCAGAGCCCGCCGCCCCCGCGCCCGGCAGGUGCCGCGCGCGCUUAAGUGAAUCAAUGAAACAAGGGGAGAGCGAAGCAAGCGACACCCCCACCCGCGCCGGAUGGAGUCUAGGCGUGUGUCUGACUUUUCGCCACUGUUUCCACCUUCGCUAUCGUUUCUGUCGCCGAGGGUUGUCUUCUUUCAGCGUGUUCGGGGUCAUAAUUGGCUUGCCUGGCGUUGGUGCGGGCGUGCUGCUUUCUGGUGCUGUGUGAGUGUCGCUGGGGGGGGUGCGUAAGUAAACACGCAGACGCAACCCGCGGAAGCAUGACUGAGGGCGGUCUGAAGUUUAAAACUUUGCUGCUUGCAAGCAUCAGCGUCCUCGCCCCGCGCCUUGCGUUUCGUCAGGCAGCACCUGCGAGCAGUCUGCGCGGCGCGACGCGUUCGGCAUGUGUACGCGGGAGGCCGUCUGAGCUUCCUCCAAAGGAAGCGGAAGCAUAGUACUGCCGCCCCCGCUUCCGUGGCUAUCGUGUUGCCAGCCUCGGGCCUUUCGUCUCUAGUACUAGCAUUUCUUUUCGUUGUGAAGUGAGCAUGCCAUCAACUUGUCUAGAAUCCGUGGUGAUGGCAUCCACAUCCACCUAAACAGAUUCAGUCGAGUUUUGCGACCAGUUACUUAUUACCAGCUAUGCCAAUGACAAUUAUGUCUAUGACUGUAUAUAUGAAUAUGAUAAAAGACGAGUCCUACCAAAUAAUUACUCAGAAGUAACGUCAUUCGCAGUCUCCUUCUCCUACUCCUUCAGCCAUAGCAGACAAGAUCGCUGACGGGUCAGUAAAACGGGAAGAUGUUUGGGUUACGGGAAAACUCUGGAACACGUUUCACAGGAAGCAGUUCGUGGAAGAAGCAGUAAAAUGCAGCCUUCGGGAUCUUCAACUCGAAUACCUUGACCUUUUUCUGAUUCAUUGGCCGGUCGAUUUUAAAUGCAGGUAUUACUGCUUGUUCUCCUAACUUCUACUGUUCGUGACUCCAGAACAUAUGCUUUUGAUCUUGAUGGUCGUGCGAUCACAGUGGACAAAAGAAACAGUACGGCCAACACAAUGACAAUCCAGAUAUCUUCAACUUGUUCAUCUUCGUGUAGAACAUUUCAUGUACUCAACACUAACAUGAUAAUGAACGAUCCUCUAUCUUCAUUUUUUUAGUUGGACUCCGGGCGAGCAGAUAUGUUUCGACGCGAGAAAGGCUUUUCCUAUUAAGGGUAGAUAAAAGGUGUUUCUGUGACCGUUCGUUUUGCCUUUCUGAAGAGGGAAAGGCAUAACGAACGGGGUAAAAGAACACAGAGAGCCGAUCUCUAACCCUAAAUUGGAAACCGGCAAAAUGGAACUAGAUGAAGUGGAUCUUACGGAGACUUGGGAAGCGCUUGAGGCUUGCGUGGACAAAGGCUUGCUUAGGAAUAUAGGACUCAGCAACUUUAACGAAAAACAGAUCGAGCAGGUAAAGAAACUGCAUUGAUAUUUUUCUCUUGAUGAAAAUCAAGAUGGACAUCGACAUUGAAAGCAACAGGAUAGAAUUAGAAGGAAAAGCAACUACAACUACAUAUAAAUUCUACUUUCACCGUAAUACUCCUUCCAUUUACUGCAUAAACAUUAAUUACUACUAGAAGCACAUUUUCAUUAUCAAAAAUUUUCAGGUCCACACAACUGCGCGCGUAAAGCCCACAGUUCUACAAGUAGAGUGUCACCCCUUUUUGCAGCAAGCAGAGCUGUUGAAAUUCUGUGCCGCGAAAGAAAUAGCCGUAACCGCUUAUUCCCCAUUAGGGGGUAGCACGAAUGAUAAGCCCGAAAACAGCCCAACGCCGCUCGCAGACCCUGUUGUGCAGGAGAUCGCCGCUACGCACGGAAAAAACGCAGGCCAAGUAUGCAUCAAGUGGUGCUUGCAGCGUGGCGUCAUUGCGGUUCCAAAGAGUGUAUCGCCUUCUCGGAUAGCAGGGAAUGCAGACAUGUCAGGCUGGGCACUCACGGAAGCAGAUAUGGCGAAGCUCGCUGAACUCGAAAGGGGAUUUCGGAGUUGCGUGCCGCAAGUUAUGGUGGACGGCAAAAGUCUACCGCGAGACGCAGAUCAUCGUGAUUAUCCAUUUGCAUAAACAUUUCUUACUCUUAUGUCCUUUCGUCUCUUCAUGAACGAAGUAGACUGUUCUUGAUCGUAAUCAUGACAACAUAAACAUAUCGUUAUCGUAGGCUUCAGAAACAGUUUGAGUUUUCUCGAAAUUUGUGCGCCCAUGGCAUGCUUUAAAUGAGGUACCCAGUACGCAACAUGAGGGACGUCAGGACGUCACCGCGGCCGCGUGCCAGGAAAAUCAUAUUUAUAUAACACUCUCAGUUUCUGUUUCAGAGUCAAACAUAGGUAAUCGCUGUAAAAAACAUCGCUUUAUCAUUGAUGCUGACGUACACCGAAAGACCGUGC
Molecule: messenger RNA, 4108 nt
Organism: Amoebophrya sp. A25
Lineage: Eukaryota; Dinophyceae; Syndiniales; Amoebophryaceae
Source: the annotation of a GenBank genome assembly